Molecule: messenger RNA, 4171 nt
Organism: Triticum dicoccoides
Lineage: Eukaryota; Viridiplantae; Streptophyta; Magnoliopsida; Poales; Poaceae
Exons: 6
Coding region: 1-4167 (1388 amino acids)
Biological process (GO): defense response to other organism
Molecular function (GO): ADP binding
Source: RefSeq, a predicted model, not a curated record
AUGGCGGAGUUCGCGCUUGGUCUGACCAAGACGGCGGUGGCGGGGACGGUGAGCAGGGUGAAGUUGGCGGUGGAGGAGGAGAAGAAGCUGAGGGAGCGUGUGGAGGAGGACCUGGUGUUCAUCACGGGGGAGUUUGAGAUUAUGCAGGCGUUCCUUAGCGCCUCUAACGCUGGGGAGCGCGCAUCCAAGAACAAGGUGGUGCGGGCGUGGGUGAGGCAGCUCCGUGAUCUGGCCUUCGACGUCGAGAACUGCGUUGAGUUCGUGGUGCACCUCGACAAGCCGUCGCCGUGGGACUGGUUGCGGCGCCUUGCCUCCUCCACCCCCUGCCUUUCAAGCUUGUCGCUGCCUCUGGACUUGGCGGUGGCGGACAUAAAACGGCUCAAGGCAAGGGUGGAGGAUGUAAGCCAGAGGAACACACGCUACGACCUCACAGGUGGUGGCGGCGGCGACGACAACCUCAACGACGACAACGACUACGACGACAACUAUGACUACGACAGCGACAAUUACUCCGACUCAGACGGGGAGCCGAAUCACCUGCGUAUGCGCCCUGCAGUCGGCACUACAUCAGUUGCAGCGGCAACAUUUCACGAUCUAAGGGUGGUCUGGAAGGCCAUGGGAAAGCUCAACCAGACCACUGGGGAUCUGAAAAGGUUGAUCGAUUGCGAAGGAAGUGAGCUCAAAGUGAUCUCACUAUGGGGAAGUCCGCAUGCUGAUGUUGUUGGGGAAUUUGGGCGAGCUAGUAUUCUCAAGAAGGCCUACAUUGACCCAGAAAUCUGCCAACAAUUCAAGAGCCGUGCAUGGGUAGAGCUGACCAAUACUUUCAAUCCAAUAGAGUUCCUCAACAAGUUACUCACUGACUUCACAUCUCAAUGCCAUGAACGACACGAUGAUAUGUCCAAGCUCAUGUUGCAAGUCAGCCAACACAAAUACCUCAUCAUCCUAGAGAAAGAAUUAUCCAGUGUCGCGGAGUGGGAGGCCAUCAAAACAUACCUUCCCGACGGCAACAAUGGCAGCCGAAUCGUCAUCUCCACCAAGCACUUGGGAGUUGCCCUUGUCUGCACGGGGGAACCAUUCCAAGUAUGGGAGCUUCAACACUUCUCUCACGAUCAGUACCUUUAUAGUGUAUCUGGAGAGAAGAUCAAGUGGACAAGUGAUCAGGAUUUAUUUAAAAAGUGUCGUGAGUUUCUGACUGGACAUGAUUGCCUCAUCUAUAUUGAGGACCUGCAGUUCUCCGAGGACUGGAAAUUGAUCCAAGGAAAUAUCUUCUGUGAGAAUACUGGUAGUUGCAUUGUUGUUAUUACACGUUCCAAAAAAUUGGCCAAACAGUGUGUGGAUUACCAACAACAUCGGUUGCUCAAUGUUGUAGAUCUGCUCAAGAGCGUAAAUGAAGAGGAAGAAUAUGAAUAUGAGCUCAUUGGGCGUAAAGGUCAAAUGCGUUUCUUUUGUGAAAAUGAAUUGGAUGGUUGUACAGUGUCCGUGUGGGGGAUUGCAGGUGUUGGGAAAACAGCUCUUGUCAGAGAAAUAUACAAUCGCCAACAACUGAAGAUACAAGAUUAUGGAAUGUACGGCUGGGUGACAGUGGCCCAUCCAUUCAGUUUGCUAAGCUUGUGCCGGAGCUUGCUUCUGGACUUUUAUUUGCAUGAUAUUGAUGCGAAGGAAACUGCAGCAAUUGAUAUGAUGGACGGCCAAGACCCUAUUCAAUCCUGUUGUAAAAUUCUGAGUGAAAACAAAUGUCUCCUGGUUAUUGAUGGCCUGCGGUCCACGCGUGACUGGGACUCAGCCUGCUUGUUGGCCCAGGCUAAUUCUGCUGGUCUCAUAAUUGUUAUUACACGUGAAGAAAGCAUUGCCAAACACUGUGCAAAAAGUAAAUAUUAUAUUCGCAAUAUCAAAGUUCUAAAAGAUGAGGAGGCCCUUCGUCUCUUUAAGAAGGUACUCAUCAUGGGGCCGAUCUUAGAGCCCAAGGCAGAGGAGAUUCUGAAGAAAGGCAUACACAAGUGUGGCGGGUUUCCAGGAGUAAUAGUCACUUUAUGCGAGUGGGCCAUUAAAUGCUCACGGGAAAAUUCUGUAUCGAAGUUUAUAAAUUCUGACUUCAUGAGAGAAGUGAAGAAGUCCCCGAGGUUGAGGUCCCUACUUUCUGGGAUGAAAUCCUACUUUGACACUUGCACAGAUGAACUCAAGCCGUGCAUCUUCUAUGCGUCAGUAUUCCCUGCAGACAAAAGCAUCCGGCGGAGGCGGUUGCUCCAGCGGUGGAUUGCAGAGGGUUACUCACUUGGUGGUGCUGGUACCACGGACGAGGAGAAGGGAGACAAGCUCUUGUCCGAGCUCAUCAAGUUGAGCAUAGUACACGAGGUGGAUCACGAUACAACAGAAAGGGUAAGAAAAAUAUACAAGGUUAAUGGUUUCUUCCCUGAAUACACAAAGUCACAACCAAUGGCAGACAACCUUGUGUUUGAACUGGAGGGAAGUUGCAGCCCAAGCUCGCGACUCAGUGGACAACAUCUCACAAUAAGGAGCAGCUGGGACAGAGAUGUGGUGGUAUUCAGCAGCAUUGACUUGUCACGGCUACGAUCUUUGACAGUUUGUGGGAAGUGGAAGCCAUUCCUCGUCUCUGACAAGAUGAAGGUGCUUCGGGUGCUUGAUCUGGAGGACACAACUAGUGAACCAGAACAAGAUACUGGUGUAGUAACAGAUGAUGAUCUGGAGCUGAUCGGGAAGAAGUUUCCUCGCCUCAAGUUCCUAUCAGUGCGAGGAUGCACGCACAUCACUUGUCUCCCUGAUUCAUUGGGUGCCAUGAAUCAACUGGAGACUCUUGAUGCCAGGCACACUUCCAUAGUCGAGUUGCCUGCUGCUGUCAUCACCAAGCUACACAAGCUGCAGUACAUUCGUGCUGGAAGUUCACCACUACCACAACCGCCAACACGAAAAGAAGAAGAAGAAGAAGAAGAAGAAGAAGAAGAAGAAGAAGAAGAAGAAGAAAGUGAAGAAGAAAGUGAAGAAGAAGACCACAAAGAAGAUGGUGGUGAUGAUGGCAUAAUACCUUCCAUACAAGCCAAAGCAUCGGCGUCAGAAGUGGACAAGGGGUCAUCAGCAAGAAUACCACCAUCAACACCAACACCAACAACACAAGAAGAGGUUCAUAGUGGCACCAGCCCCUUCCUACCGGACACAGCAACAGUAGCCGGGGUGGUCCCGGAGGCAUCAACAUCAACAACAAGCUCAGGGAAAAGGAGUAAAUCCUGCAGCAGCAACAGCUGGCGUCUGCUGAAGAAUCAGCAUAGACGCUUGCGUGUUGAAGCAAAUGGCGGCGGUGUUGAGGUUUCUUCUGCUGCUGCAAAGAGGAUUGGGAUGCUGACAAACUUGCAUACACUUGGUGUUGUGAAUAUUGCAGGUGGGAAAGGUGGCCUCAAUCUCCUUAAGGAGCUCAAGAUGCUUACCCAACUCCGCAAGCUUGGGCUGUCCGGCAUCAACAGUAAAAACUGGGACAGAAUGUGUUCUGCCAUCUCGGGCAACCUCUCUCAUCUCGAGUCAUUGUCGCUGCAACUGGUGCUGCUGGAGGGAGAUGGUACCUAUGACUUUGCUUCUUUUGACAAGAUGCCCAAGCCUCCCAGGACCCUGAAGAAGCUUAAGGUACUUUACACUACUACAGCGACACGUGCAAGUGCAGGUGGUGCAAGCAUAAGACCGGUUUGGAUGAUGCAGCUUCCCUAUCUCAUAAGCUUUGAUCAUGAGUUGACUGUAUCAAGUCAAGAGGACAUAGAGGUCAUACAUAGCAGCCUUAGCUUUUAUUAUAGCUCUCGUCCUCAGCUCGGAUUAGAAAAUACUCGUCUUCGUAUCAAGCCAAUUAAGUUGGAGAACCUCAGUUGGCUUGGUGGUUUCAUAACCAAUGGUCUUGAACUGAAGGCCCUCAGGAUUGACUGCAACAAUGUCAGUUCGACGGUAAAAUUUGGAAUUGGGACCAAAGUAGACAUCGGAAUACUCAGCAUCCACUGCUGCAGCUCUUGUGGUGAAGAGUCGUGUCUGCGGAUUUAUGGGCUACAGAAUAUAGUUUGUCUCCAGCGAGUCUUGAUGCAUGGUCCGUGCAGCGAAGGCUUCCAGCUGCACUUGAAGAAGCAACUUGCCAAGCAUUCCUCUAUCAGGAAACCUACGCUGCUCAAGCGGUCGUGAUCAC